Molecule: messenger RNA, 876 nt
Organism: Xenia sp. Carnegie-2017
Lineage: Eukaryota; Metazoa; Cnidaria; Anthozoa; Malacalcyonacea; Xeniidae
Product: 50S ribosomal protein L1-like
Exons: 7
Coding region: 1-876 (291 amino acids)
Source: RefSeq, a predicted model, not a curated record
AUGGCGACCGUUCUCUUGCAUAAAACAUACUCUGUUUUACGUUCUUUUUCUUGUCCUGCAAAGAUGAUUGCUUUUCGUAGCAAGAAGAGCAUAGCAAAGAGAAAAUAUCAAGCCAAACAAAUUCCUGGUGAUUUUGUAUAUUUUUUACAUAAUCAUGUAGUUCCUUUACACUCAUUUGAAGAAGCUGUUGAAAAAUUAAAAGUUUAUUCAGUGAAGGAAAAGAACGAUGUUCAUCAAACGGUUACCAUGUGUAUGAAAUGUCAAGGUUUGAAUAAAGAAAUACCUUCUUUUCGUGGCACAUUAAUGUUACCAAAGAAUUUUGGUGUUGCAAAAAAGAUUCUCGUUUUUGCUGAGGGUGAAGAAAGUCAGCUUGCAAAGGAUUCUGGAGCUGAUAUUGUGGGUGGGCCAGAGUUGAUUUCACAGGUUGAGAGAAAUGAGUUGGAAUUUGAUCAUUGCCUUGCAUCAUUUGAUAUGGCAAAUAAAAUAAAACAUCUUCAAAAAAUUCUAAGAGAAAAAAUGCCUCAUAUUAGACGUGGAAGUGUUACAAACAACUUUGCUGAUGCAAUUCAAGUAUUCAAGCACACUAGAACAUACAAAACUGACAAAUAUGGUUAUGUCAACAUUGCCAUAGGAAUGCUUGAUUUCUCCCAUGAUGAGCUUCGUCAAAAUUGUGAUGUUGUUAUCCAGGCUGUGCUUAGUAAUCGUAAGACAAUUAAAGGUGAAUUCAUUAAGAAAAUAAGUAUCACAUCAACAAGAGGUCCUGGCUUUAGACUACACCAUGAUGAAAUUGUUCCUUCAACAAAAGUUAGAAAAAUUAAUUUACAAACAUCAAGUGCCAAUGAUCAGUUGUCUAUUAUUGGUGCUUUAGCUGUUUAG